Molecule: messenger RNA, 441 nt
Organism: Spodoptera exigua (beet armyworm)
Lineage: Eukaryota; Metazoa; Arthropoda; Insecta; Lepidoptera; Noctuidae
Source: the annotation of a GenBank genome assembly
AUGGGUAAACGAAGUAAGUCAUCUAACGUCGCUACUCAGGACGUAAGUGCAAGCAGUAAAAAUAUUAAAAAUAAAAGAGCUAAGAUUGAAUCAGGCGAUGAAGAUGCACCGAAACCUGACGAAACUAAUGCGGUCAUAGACAAAAAACAAGUUAAACGAAAAAAUAAAAAUAAAACACAGAAUAAUAAAGGCAGUGAGAUAAACAAAAAUAAAAAGAUAAUAUUUACAGAAGACGAUGAUGAACCAGUUGAAGUUGAUAUUACUACAAAUCAACAAAAACGAACUAAAGACCUUGUUCCUCAAGAGAAUGAAGAAGAUAUUAAAGACGAAGACAUUGACAAGUUCUGUGAUGAGUUAAAUGAAGAAGAUAACGAACAGUUUGAGAGUUGGGUUAAAUUAAUAGAAGCUAAGCUUCAUUCGAAUAAAAAGAAACCUAAAUGA